GAAGCAGAACAGAGAAAAAGAAAAAAAGGGAGAAAAAGCUAAACCCGAGAGAGAACGGGAGAGAGACAGAGACACUCAUGGACGAGAAGCCCAUAUCUCUUGAAUCAGCUCUUCACGAAGAAGAUGAAUACAGUACCGGCAACAAUAUCCAUGGAUGGCAGAAGGUCACCUAUGCGAAACGCCAGAGAAAGAACUUGGCGAAGAACUCAGAUGCAGGUUCCGAUCUCGGCAAAUUCCGUAUGAAUGGAUCCGCAGGAGGCGACAAGAUUAACGUUUUUCAGUCUCUCGAACAAAAAUCCGAAGAACGCCGCAGAGCCCUAGAAGCUCAGAAGAUCGCUGCUGCUGCUUCUGUGGCCGCGGCUAUUCCCAGAUCGAAACAUUAUUCUGAUGAUGAUGGGGACGAUAGCGAUGUUGAAGCAUCCGGUGUUGUGGAGAAUGGGACUGCUGAGGUUAAGAAGCCUAAGCAGAAGAAGCCUAAGGCGCCCAAGAUUACUGUGGCCGAUGCAGCUUCCAAGAUUGAUGCUUCUCAUCUCAACGCCUACCUCAUUGAUGUUACAGCAUCGUAUGAAUCACAGCAGGAUAUCCAGCUGAUGCGUUUUGCUGAUUACUUCGGUCGCGCCUUCUCUGGUGUGAGCGCAGCCCAGUUCCCGUGGACGAAGAUUUUCAAGGAGUCUCCGGUUGCAAAGAUCGUCGAUAUACCACUCUCUCACAUUUCUGAGGCUGUUUAUAAGACAUCAACUGACUGGAUCAACCAACGAUCUUCUGAUGCUCUUGGUGUCUUCGUUUUGUGGUCAUUGGAUAGCAUUUUAGCUGACCUAGCAAUUCACCAAGGUCCUGCUAAGGGCUCCAAGAAGGUGGCUCAUCAGGCUCCAUCUAAGGCUCAGGUUGCAAUUUUUGUGGUUUUAGCAAUGGUAUUGCGCCGAAAACCUGAUAUUUUAAUUAGUGUAUUGCCAAUCUUGAGGGAAAAUUCUAAAUAUCAAGGACAAGAUAAAUUUCCAGUUAUCAUCUGGUUACUUGCUCAGGCCUCCCAAGGAGACCUGGUUGUAGGGAUGUAUUCAUGGGUGCAUAACCUCUUGCCUAUGGUCACUGGCAAAUCAAGUUGUAAUCCACAGUCUAGGGACUUGAUUUUGCAGUUAGUGGAGAGAAUUUUGUCUUUGCCAAAAGCUCGGCCUAUGUUACUGAAUGGUGUUGCCAGAAAGGGGGAGCGGCUGGUGCCACCUUCAGCUCUUGAACAGUUGAUGCGAAUUACUUUCCCUGUUCCAUCAGCUCGAAUCAAGGCCACCGAAAGGUUUGAGGCAAUAUAUCCCACUCUGAAAGAACUUGCACUUUCUGGUGUCUCUGGAAGUAAGGCAAUGAAGCAAGUUUCUCAGCAAACAUUGAACUUUGCAGUCCAAGCAGCAGGUGAAAGCAUCCCAGAAUUAUCCAAAGAAGCUACUGGCAUUUUCAUCUGUUGCUUGACUGAAAACCCUGAUUGUUACAAGCAAUGGGACAAGAUCUACCUGGAUAAUAUUGAAGCCAGUGUUAAUGUUUUGAAAAAGCUGACCGAUGAAUGGAAGCUGCAUUCUGUUAAACACUCCUCUCUUGACCCUCUGAAGGAAACUGUCAAAAGUUUCAGACAGAAGAAUGAGAAAGCAUUGGCUAGUGGAGAUGAUGCUCACGCUCAAGCCUCCAUCAAUGAGGCAGACAAGUAUUGUAAGGUGUUAUUGGGAAGACUUUCGCAUGGGCAUGGAUGCAUGAAGAGCAUGGUGUUUGCAGCCAUUGCAUUGGCCGUUGGUGCCUUUGUCAUGUCACCAGAAAUGGAGUCCUGGGACUGGAAGAAAUUAUCAAUGAUGUUCAACUCCCAGCAAUCUUUCUGAGCAAACUCUAGGAGAGAGAUUGGUGAUCCAUGGUGGGCAACAGAAAAAUGGGACUUUUUACUAUGUCCAGCUUAGGAAAUGUAAGCAAGCUGGCCCAUAAGGAAGGGGCAGAGUUUGAGGUAUCUAUACUAACCUUUGCGAAGUCUCGUUGGGUUGGCGAAACUAGAGUUAGGUGAAAGAGUCCAACGCGGAAUGGAAGGUCCAAAGUUAGGUGACAAAGAGAAAAGAGAGUUGGUAAAUCUUUUUAGUUGGUUCGAGUCAUUCAGGAUUGAUUUGGCAUUCCUGUUUCUUUUUUUCAAAAUUAGAUGUAACAGUUUGAUUUAAGUUAUCUCAGUCCGUUAAUUUACUAGACAAUGAAAGGCAAAAUAUCUUCUUUGGUUGA
Telopea speciosissima is the source of this 2238-nucleotide messenger RNA. RefSeq lists its product as uncharacterized. The record is from RefSeq and is a predicted model, not a curated record. Gene Ontology annotation, cellular component: Golgi apparatus; endoplasmic reticulum. Lineage: Eukaryota; Viridiplantae; Streptophyta; Magnoliopsida; Proteales; Proteaceae. The coding region runs from base 78 to 1856 and encodes 592 amino acids. The transcript has 10 exons.